CAGGCUCGAGGUCUUCGAGUUGGCAACCUCCUCCCCUUCACAGCCCCGUCUAUAUCCCAGCAAUUUCCUGAUAGCACUCUCCUGCUCCGACUGAGGACGUCGACUGCCGUGAUGGAUCAACUACAUCAGUUCCACCAUCCUCGAAGAAUACAAGUCCUUUUUCCCCUUGUCAUUCUCCUCCUCUCCUUCCUCUCAAGUGGCACCCAAGGUUUCCUCCUCUUUCCGUCCUCCAUCCUCUCCUCAGCACCUUCUCGCAACAUUCGCCUCCCUCAAAGAGCUUCUCCAUGUUCCUCCCGUAAUCUGCCUUCCACUUCAUCUCGACUCCUCCCCUUUUACCCAGCGUCACUGUCCUCUUCCCUCUCCUUCGACCCUAGCCGCUUCGUCCGCCCACAGACCCAGAGUCUGGCUGCGUCUUCCUCCUCCCCCGAAGAGGAAGGCAAUAACGAAAACACGGCAGAAGAAAGCGCGGCGAUUUGGGGAUUAACGGACCUGGGCAACAGCAAUUUUGGAAAGUUUGGCUCCGAGCAAGACCCGCACCGGAAUAUCCGUCCCCAAUUUUUGGAUGGGAGAGGGGCUCCUUGGAAGGAAGGCGCAGAUUUCUUGCCAGAGCUCAUGGAAAUCAAAAUGCGCAUUCAAGGUGUCAAUGUCUAUCUGGUGGGCAUGCCUGGCUCGGGCAAGACGACGUUGGGCCGCAUGCUGGCCGAGGGGCUGCAAUACCGGUGGAUGGACUUGGACCAAUUCAUUGAGCAAAAGUUGGGGAAAGCCGCGACGAAGGUCUUCGAGGAGGACGGGGAGGAGGUAUGGCGCAAGCAGGAGACGUUGGGCAUGGGCGCCUUACAGACGUACGUCCAGACAGUGGUGAGCACCGGGGGAGGGAUCAUGCAGCGGAAGGAGAACCUGCCCUUUUUGCACAGCGGCCUCAUCGUCUGGCUCGAUCUGCCGCCCGAGGGGAUCGUGGCGCGCAUGCAGUCCUCGGGAGAGAUCGAGAAGCGGCCGUUGCUGAAGGCGGCCUCGGACCCGGUCCAGGCCGUCCGUUCCUUGUACGAAGAGCGGAAAGGCAACUAUGCCCUGGCGGACGUCCGGGUCGUCCUGCGGGGGGAGGACGACGCGGUCAAAUGCUUGAAGCGGGUGGCACACCGGAUCAUUGAGGAGUUGGAUCUGCGGCCUCCAAAAGCAAAGAUGUGGGAGGAGAAGCGGAACAAGAUGAAGAAUUUGUGGGAGACCAUGAAAGCCAAGGGGAGCAUGACGGAUAUCAACGAGGUGCCGGCGGAGGAGGGGGGGGAGAACCCGACCAUCGGGGCGAUCAAGGCGUUAAACCGAGAUAGUAAGGGCAAGGGGG
Messenger RNA from Nannochloropsis gaditana CCMP526, 1339 nucleotides. RefSeq names its product shikimate kinase (gene AROK). The annotation marks the transcript as partial. The record is from RefSeq and is a predicted model, not a curated record. The transcript has a single exon. Gene Ontology annotation, cellular component: cytosol.